AUGGAAGAGUAUCUCGAUUUAUCAGAUGAUUUAGAUUCACAACCUAAUUUGGACAUGGAAUUAAAUGCCUUUUUCAAUUUCAAUCAUGAGCCAAAUAACCGGCCGGGGCUUAACAGUGUUGAUCGAUAUCUUGGCUUUGGCGAUCAAUUAGGAACGCCGUUCCAAUUGGCACCCAAGAUGUCGUCAGGAAGCGAACCACCUUUAGGUUCAAUUUCUGACCUACUAAGUGAUACGCCAAUGAAUAAGGAUAUUGAUUACUCCACUACCACAGAGACCCCUACGCCGCAAUUUACAUAUGUGGCCGAAAACUUUUUGGCAAAUGACUGCUCCCUUAAUGAAGAGCUAAUACUACCAAAUGGCAUCAAUAAUAAUGCUAAUACUAAUACUAAUAACACUAAUAACACUAAUAACACUAAUAACACUAAUAAUAACCCAAAGAAUAAUUUUAAACAAAAAGCCGUUCAUUUCCUUGCCAAAGAAGGACAUUUUGUGAGAACGAAUGAGGAGUCAAGCCAGUCGUUAAUGAAUUUAAACAACGAUAUUUUUGAUGGAAGAAGGGAAAGUUUCGUCUCUGAUACUGUUACGCCAAUAAACUCUAGAGCAAACUCCCCUAGAAAUAACCCUUUGAGCUUCCACAACAAGCAACACAUUGUUCAAAAUAACGGUGUUGGUAUUACCAAUAAUAGCAUGCAGUCACAGCAAGCUAAACUUAAUGUUGAUUUUGGUUUCAACACAUCCCCUGCUUUUCAGUUGAAUAAUGAUGCUAAUAUGAAUGACCUCUACCUGAAUAAUAUAUUCCCAUUAUCACCCUUGAAGAAAACCUUUAAAGAGUCACCAAAAAUUAAACAAAGGAAAACUUCUUCAUCUUCAAUGUCGUCUAACUCUUCGCUUUCUCUGCCCUUAGAGUCUCAGUCCAUGAAAGAUAAGAAGUGUGUUUUUAAGCCUGCGCCCAGGAAAAAAUCUGAACUCUACUUUAGACCUGAAAGAAGGUGUCCCAAAUUCGAAUUUGGUAUACGCUCAGAGGACAAUGUUGUCAAUGUCAGUUUCCAUGGAGGGUUUAUUAGAAACACUAUUAUGGAUUGGUAUUUCCCUCCUAAUAGUCCUCUUCCAACGAACUUUCAAGAUGUAACUAUUCGGUAUGACCAUCAAUAUUAUGAGAACAUUUUGAGCAGUAUUGAUCAACAGAUCAGAUUGCAGGGUGAUCCAAACAUCUCGACUUUCAGAUCAUAUUGGAAAUUGUUGAAGACUCAAGUGGGUCCACAUAUAAAGCUUGAGUUUGUACCUGAAUCUUUGGAUUGUGACGUAAAUUUCUCUAAAACCCAGUACUAUUUCAACAUAGUGUCAAGAAUUGUUCGUCCUAACAGUUUUGGACCCAUUGAAAGUGGAGCAAGAUACAGGGCUAAGAUGGUAAACGACAUGAAGUUAGACGAUAGUACGGGAAACCCAAGAUGGUGUCAUUUUAUUACCAGUGCAGAAAUGAAAGGUAUUCUAGACUUCAUCUUCGACGGACUCGAUUACAUUGCAAAUGAUGACACUUUACCAAACAAGCUUGCUAAGGGUAUUAAACCAAACCCUUUCAAACAACACGAGUCAAGAAUAAGGUCACACAUGGUCGGAUAUGUCUCUGGUAAAAAAUGCAUGAGAAAUGCUACUAAUAUCCUUUUCGGAGAAAGGAAGGUAUUUGCCGAAGAAAUGUAUCAACAAGUUAUUGGGUAUGACGACAAGAAAAGACCUUAUAAUACAUUGAAAGAGUUCGCCGUAAUGGAAGUCAAGUAUAUGAUGGACAACAUCGAAGACCUUUUUGAGAAGUUUUAUUGGGUUGACCCACAGACAGUUCCCCCAGGGGGUUAUAAAGUUCGCUUUUAA
This is a messenger RNA of Kluyveromyces marxianus DMKU3-1042, 1866 nucleotides long. RefSeq lists its product as uncharacterized. Lineage: Eukaryota; Fungi; Ascomycota; Saccharomycetes; Saccharomycetales; Saccharomycetaceae. The record is from RefSeq and is a predicted model, not a curated record. Bases 1 to 1866 code for a protein of 621 amino acids. The transcript has a single exon.